GAGAAACUUCAAAGGCGAAAUCAAUUGUUUUUCUAAUUUAGUCAAUAGUUUUUCAUACUUUUGGUCAAAAAUAAUAUGUCUUAGUCUUCGAUUUUUUUUGGAACGGAAGAAACAUACAUCUUUCAAUUUUCCUGUCAAAAUAAUAUGCUUCUUUUUUAUCGUAUGCCAUAUGAGGAAUAUAUUAGGUGUCUUUGGGAGUCUAGAAUUCAAUUUGCGAUGAUACCCUUCACACGAAUUCGUAGUUCUAUGGACGUCAUCUGUACAGCUUAACACAUUGUGGUCCUUAUUAUACCAGGUAUCUUCAAAAUAGCUGACGAACCAAUUCAUUUUCGGUGUAUUUGGAGCUAUUUCUUUAACCUCAUUUUGAGAAUCCAACGUUUUAAGAAUUCAACAUUACGAUAACUAAGUAACUUACAACUCGUCUGAACGUCUGCCUCAUUCGUAGUUCAUGUUAAUAUCUGUGUAUAACGGAUGGAUGGAUGCACUAGUAUUACACGUAUAGGAUAAGGCAUAUUCAACGUGCUUUUAACAGCAACGGGAACAAAAAAAAACAUGGUUGAAGUUGUGAUAAAAUAAAACUACACAAAUUAAUAAAAUUAGAACUGAGCGAGUCAAAGAAGUUUAGUAAACAAUGGAUGCUUGCCGAUGAUAUCAGAAAAUAUCUCAGUUCUAAUUUUAUACCGUAGCCAAUAGCAAAGUGAAUAAACGCGUGGGUUCCUCACUAGAUAAUGAAUGAUACGGAACGCUCUUUUCGCUAAACAAUGGUAAUAAAUACAGUGACUGGACCGUUUAACUCCGUCAGCCCGAGUGCCUCCUCGCGGUCUACACUUACACGAGCCUUUAUAGGUGUUAGUGCUGAGGCUUCGCACAUACUGUUGAGCUAUCAUCUGUUUACGAUUCAAAUUCAUCCUAAUUUUUAAUAUUAUUUAUGUAAUAAUUAAAUUGGACGUGUCACGGUGGCAUCCAUUAUAAAUUGUAAGUGAAAUUUCACAAUAACGGACGACCGGUCUGGCCUAGUGGGUAGUGACCUUGCCUAUCAAGCCCAUAGUCCUGGGUUCGAAUCCCAGUAAGAGCAUUAGAUUGUGUGAUGAGCACAGAUAUUUGUUCCUGAGUCUUGGGUGUUUUCUAUGUAUUUAUAUAUUAUAUAGGUAUAUCGUUGUCUCACUGCCCACAACACCAGCCUUCUUGAGCUUACUGUGGGACUGAGUCAAUCUGUGUAAGAAUGUCCUAUAAUAUUUAUAUAUUAAAAUUCCCAGAUGUCACGUGGUCUUAUUGAGCCCCCGUUUGCAACCGUUUAAUUCUCCUCAUUAUAUUUGGGCUCUAAAAACUAUUUCAGCGUGAAAAGAGAACAUUUUCCAAGUAACUCCGAACGCUUGAUUCAGCCAAUCAAAUAUACCCACCCUCCGUCGAGUCUCCCGCGCCUCUUCUCUUUAUAAGGCGAACAGCCUGGGAGGAGCCCGCAGUUUGUCUCCACUAAUGCAGCGGCGCAUCUCGGAUUCAAUAAAAAAACAUCUAUAUUAAGCAAUCACUUUUAAUUUGUAUCUAUAUAACAACGAAGUUGUCAAACAAUGAGUGGAUCGGGAAAAGGGUUCCUCGGAUUAUGGUUGUACAGAAACGGUUCUGAGUGGGAGAUGAAGAAGGAAAUGCCCCACCACCCCAAGCUGGGAGACAUCGGCAUGGCGGUGCAGCAGCCGGCGGCCGAGGGCGAGAGGAUUUCGGUGAUAUUCUCGUUAAAAAACCAAGUCGGCGGUUUAGUCCGUGUCUUGUCUGUAUUCCAGGACUUGGGUAUAAACGUGCUCCAUAUUGAAUCCAGGAAAUCUGCUACUGAAGUAGCCGACGCAGAUAUACUUGUGGAUGUGGAGUGUGAUCUUCGUAGGAUGGAGCAAUUGAAAAGAAUGCUGAAGCGCGAGGUUCAAGAGUUUGAAGUCAUACAAUCUCAAACCGGAGAGGUGUUUCCACCACCGACGCCGCUUUCUGCUGCCGCUAGUUUUGAUUUCGGGGAAAUGCCUUGGUUUCCGAGGAAAAUAUCGGACCUCGACCGUGCGCAGAACGUGUUGAUGUACGGCUCCGAGUUGGAUGCUGACCACCCCGGUUUUAAGGACCCCGUGUACCGCAAGCGACGCGAGCAGUUCGCUGCCAUCGCCAACAACUAUAAGUACGGCCAACCGAUACCGAAAGUGCAAUAUACUGAAGUUGAAAUCAAAACAUGGGGGAUAAUCUUCCGAGAGCUGCACAAGCUCUACCUGGUGCACGCUUGCGAGGAAUACCUGGAGAACUGGCCGCAACUCGUCAAGUAUUGUGGCUACAGGGAAGACAACUUACCCCAGUUGGAGGACGUAAGCGCGUUCCUGAAGAGGAAGACUGGCUUCCAGCUCCGCCCAGUGGCCGGAUACCUCUCUCCACGCGACUUUCUCUCCGGUCUCGCCUUUCGAGUCUUUCAUUGCACGCAGUACAUUCGCCAUUCUUCCGAUCCGUUUUAUACUCCGGAGCCUGACUGCUGCCACGAGCUGCUAGGGCACAUGCCGUUGCUCGCCAAUUCAUCUUUCGCACAAUUCUCUCAAGAGCUGGGACUAGCUUCUCUGGGUGCAUCUGACGAGGACAUUGACAAGUUGGCCACGCUUUAUUUCUUCACUGUGGAGUUCGGUCUUUGCCGCUCCCCCGACGGCUCGUUCCGCGUUUACGGCGCCGGCCUGCUUUCCUCAGUGGCAGAGUUGAAGCACGCCCUAACCACGAGCGCCAAACACAAGCGCUUCGACCCCGAAGUCACCGUCAAUGAAACCUGCAUCAUCACUUCUUACCAGAAUGCUUAUUACUAUACGGACUCGUUCGAAGAGGCCAAGGAAAAGAUGCGUGCAUUUGCUGAAGGUAUCCAGCGUCCCUUCGGAGUGCGAUACAACCCAUACACACAGAGCGUGGAGGUGCUAAGCAACGCACAAAAGAUAACGGCUCUGGUGCGUGAAUUGCGAGGCGACAUCUGUAUCGUGUCCUCCGCCAUAAAGAAGAUCUCGGCCCAGGACUCCACGCUCGACGUCGAGACUAUCGCCAACAUGUUGCACACCGGUUUACAGGUGAGCGAGCGUAGCCCGCAGAGCACUUCCGGCGGCAGCUCACCCAACUCGGACCGCGGCGCGUCCCCGAGGCCGGAAAAUUAGAUUGUACACUUCCGUCGUUUUCGGCAUAAUCUUUGUAUUGGAUUGCGAAACUUUAAUUCCAAUGCUUCGUUAUUCAUAGAUUCAUCAUUGCAUUUAACAUUUAACGUGUAUUUUACCGUAAUCAAGUCUGGUUUGGUCAGGUCUGGUAAACAAUAGAUUAUAGUAAUAGGUACAUUCAGGCUUUUUCACCGCCUUGAGGGAUGAGUUUUCAAAAACGCAGAAAUUAGUUUUCGUCUAGUUCCUAGCUCAAAAUAAAACUUGAACCCCAUUCAAAAUUCAUACCCUUUUUAACCCCCCUUAGGGGUUGAAUUUUCAAAAACAUUGAAAUCACUUUUAUUUGCAAUAGGCUAUUAUGCCUUUAUAAGUAGUUUCAAAGCAUUCGUAAUGAAUUCAAAUUUUCUACCCCUUUUUAACCACUUUAGGGAAUGAAUUUCUCAAAAUCGCUUCUUAGCUCUUGUACACUUUAUAAAUGCAACCUAGUGUGUAAAUUUCAACUUACGUUUCGGCUCUGCGUUAAAGAGUCAGUCAGGACACGUGCAUUUAUAUAUAGAUUAGAAGAUAUUUGUAAUCUUAUAAUCUAUUCAUAGGUACAUUUUUAAUUUUGUAGCUCAAAAAAUUACUUUACAGGAUUGCAUUCUCAAAAGUCUGGAUCAUGUGUAGCUGUAAAUCAGCGUGUAUGUUACAACCGUUCAAUUUCAAAAUGUAUGCUAUCUUCGUAAUUAGCAUUCCCCACCACCAUAAGUUCACGUCGGCUACGUUAUAUUUUAAUUAGCGUCCUACAAAACCAUGGAAACGAUACCCAUAUUGAUAUUUUGAGAUUUCAACCCCAUUGCACCCCCACCAGGGGGAUGAUUGUUCACUUCGGCUACGUUAUAUUUUAAUUAUAAUGCCAUUUUUGUAAUUAGCGUCUCAAAAUACUAUGAAAACGAUACCCAUAUUGUUAUUUUGAGAUAUCAACCCUAUUGGGAACUUUUCCCCCUCUUAGGGGUUGAAUUUAAAAAAAAUACCUGAUACAUGUCUUUACUUAUUUAUCUCUAGGAAUACUCCUGUGAAAUUUGGAAUAAAAUAGUCUAACUAAUCUUGUUUUCCCACACAAACUUUGGACCCCAUUUCACCCCUUUAGGGGAUGAAAUUUGAAAAAUUAUUUCUUAGUGGACCCCAAGACCUUAUAUGGAACCUACUUGCCAAAUUUGGACUUUCUAGUCCCAGCGGUUUGGGCUCUGCGUUGAUUUAAGUCAGUCUGUCAGGUCUUUCACGUUUAUAUAUAGAUUUCUUUGAAUGACCAAUACAUUUUCCAAGUAAUACUUUUCCUUAUUUCUACCUCUUCUUCGUUGUAAGUUCGUAUUAAAUUUUAUUUGUUUUUUUUAGAUAGAUAGUCAGAUAUAUUUGUUAAUAAUUUACAUAUUUAUUCAAUAGUGUUUCUCAUUACGUUCAUCAGAACUUCGGUUCUUUUGGUUGUGUGGUGUCGAUCUUUUUGUUACAUUAUUGUGGUGGCUUAUAUUAUAAUGUUGAAUAUGC
Messenger RNA from Cydia pomonella (codling moth), 4670 nucleotides. RefSeq names its product tryptophan 5-hydroxylase 1 (gene Trhn). The record is from RefSeq and is a predicted model, not a curated record. Gene Ontology annotation, biological process: aromatic amino acid metabolic process; serotonin biosynthetic process. Gene Ontology annotation, molecular function: iron ion binding; tryptophan 5-monooxygenase activity. The transcript is spliced from 11 exons. Gene Ontology annotation, cellular component: neuron projection. Lineage: Eukaryota; Metazoa; Arthropoda; Insecta; Lepidoptera; Tortricidae. The coding region runs from base 1569 to 3152 and encodes 527 amino acids.